This is a messenger RNA of Schizosaccharomyces octosporus yFS286, 3164 nucleotides long. RefSeq lists its product as uncharacterized. Gene Ontology annotation, biological process: positive regulation of transcription by RNA polymerase II; DNA-templated transcription. Lineage: Eukaryota; Fungi; Ascomycota; Schizosaccharomycetes; Schizosaccharomycetales; Schizosaccharomycetaceae. The transcript has a single exon. The coding region runs from base 908 to 2878 and encodes 656 amino acids. Gene Ontology annotation, molecular function: zinc ion binding; sequence-specific DNA binding; DNA-binding transcription factor activity, RNA polymerase II-specific. The record is from RefSeq and is a predicted model, not a curated record.
AUCUUGUCGGCUGGGCCGAUAAUUUUAAGUUGAUAUCAUGAAAUCCUUCAGCCAGGUUCACUUGAAGGAUUGUUAUGAUUUAUCCAAUGUUUGAAACAAGAAUUAACUUCUUCAAAUCCUUUCAUUUUAGAAUUUCCUUAGUAAGCAUGAAUAGAAUAUGCACUCAGAUUUGGUCACCUAUUCCAACAUCUACGUUACGACAAGUUUAUUAACAAUGUAAUCCAUCAGUAAAAACUUCGAAAUUUGAGUGCAUUCCUCAUCUUUAUUGAUAAAUUUUACGGCCUAAAUGUUUUAAUCUUAAACCUGCUCAAGUGAUGCUGCAUUCCUUCUUUAUUGUAGAAACGAGUAAAUGAGUCCAAUAUAUUCCUUUCGGUCAGCGAGACGAAAUUUGCUGUUGGAAAUCAAUUAAUAAGCAAAGAUAAAAUACCUUCCAGGAACGCUUCCUACCAUCGAUCCCUUAUGAUACGGAGGUUCAUAUGAUCCUAGCGCACGGUGAUCCUCCUUUCUCUUCUCGUGGUAUGUUGUCUACUUCUGGGAUAAAUGAUGGAACAUUUGAGUUUAAAGAGAAUGUAUGGUUUCAAGUUCAAAAAAAAUUGAACAUUUAAGAAGCAGGUGAAAGGACUCUCACUUUUUUUUGGUCGUAGCGAUCCUUGCUAUCAUUCUUGGAUAAUUCAAUUGAACUGCACGAAAUUAUAUCUUUUGCUGACUAUUGAUAGAGGAAAAAAUAAGCUAUGCAAUUUUUAGCCCCGUUCUCUUUCAAGAACUUACAACCAGCUCAUAUAGGUUAUUGCAGAUUGCGUUAAUCUUACUCAAACUUUAACAGCUUAAACCGAUCUUCGUUUCGGUCAUUCUUUAUGGUAUUCAUGUCUUACAUUAAAAUUCUAGUUCAUUGAACGCUACAUUCCUCAUGCAAGAAACUCGCAGCAGUGAAGGUCAAUUACCUUCAACAUCUUCAACAGUAGGUGUAUAUGAAAAUACCAUGUCAAAUCACAUAAGCCUUAGUCCUAACUCUGAUUCCCCUGUUCAGUCUAAAUUGACUCAACGUCAAAGGCCCGCUGCUAGGAGAGCACUGAGAGCGUGCACGAGGUGCCAUGUACGAAGAACCAAGUGCGAUGCUAGAAGACCAAGUUGCAGUAGUUGUUUGAAAGCUGGUAGGAACUGUAUCAUGCCUGACGGAUUUUUAAUGACUGAACAAGAAACCUAUAGCUUGGUCUGCAGAGUUCAAUGGUUGGAAAGUGUUUUAUCGGAGGCUGGUAUUAACGCUUCUGCUAUACCUACAGGUGCUACAGUUACUAUUCCGACUCUUCCUUCAUCGCCUACAAACUCUGAGUGUGAUGAAUCCGAGCUAAUAUCACCAUAUCUUCAAGAAAAAAAUCUUACAAACUACAUGCAUGAACUAAUAUUAGAUUUUCCUAUACCAAAUUCUAUCGAUCUACAGACUGCGCAUUCUCAUGAGAACAGCCUUGAGAAGAAUCAUUACGUUGGGCAGAGUUCAGCAAAGAUAAUUGCUAACUGCCUUUCAAAAGAAGUCGAAGGAAAUUGCUUUGCCAUAGAGUAUUCCUCAAAUCAAAAGGAAAGCCCUUUUACUACUAAAUCAAGAGAGAUACCUUUAAGCGAAUCUUUAUACAUGCUUCCUAAUCGUGAUUCUGCUUAUGCAAUGUUGACAGCUGUAAUCCACCACUUUAUAUCAUUUCCAAUUAUUAAUUUGAAAAAUUUUUCAGAUUUAUUUAUCACCAUUUACGAUAAUGGACCUUCAAGUAAUACUUAUCAACAAUACGAAGCAAAUAUGUGUUUCGCGAUCGGAUCUUCUCUUAUGGGUAGGGAUUGCUCUGAUUAUUUUUGGAAGGCUAUCCAUUUCCUUUCAAAAUCAAAGCAUCUCUACAGUUUUGAGCAUUUGAGGGAGUUACUCUACUUGGGGUUAUUUUCCAUGCUUGAGUCAGUCCCGGGAUUGGAAUCUUAUGGCAUCAUUCGAAAAAUUGGAACCAUUGCUAUUGCUCUAGGUCUUCAUCGAGAAUCUACUUAUACAACGUGUGGAAUUCCUAGUAGUCUUAAAGAAUUGAUGAGACGAUGUUUCUGGUCUUUCUAUGCUUUAGAUCGAAUAAUAGCAUCAAGUCUUGGAAGACCUGUUAGUAUUAGUGAUUCCAGCAUCGAUGUAAAGAUGUUCUCUUCUACUACUGAUGUAAAAGAAAGUCUAUCUUUUGCUGACUUGAAUGCAACAGGAUGGAAUCUUGAGUUAAGCGUUCAUAUUAUUAAUUUAAGACGGUUUACUUCCGAUGUUCUGAAUGAAUUGUAUCAGGCACAUGAUAAUAACGAAGAGGGUGUCCAGCAACGUUUGCAUUCAAGGUUAGACGAAUGGAAAUGUGAGCUAAGACAGUAUACUGACUCUUCAUUUGGAAGCACGAGGGCAUAUUUAGAACUGGAGUAUCUGGAAACUCUUAUGCUUAUAUAUCGCUCAAAAAUUGAGCUGAAUAAUACAGAUGUCUCAGCAUGUAUUAUUUGCUUGAAUUCUGCAUCUUCUUGGAUUAAGAAUGCCAGUAUUAUUCGUCAACGUGGUAUCCCACAAUUAAAGCCUAUUAUAAAAGGUAGUAUAGUCGCAGUGUUUACUCUUAUUUGGGCGUAUCUCACUUGCGGUAAAAAAGGGUUAUUUAUUUUCUCACAGUCUGCAGUGGUAGCUGACAUUAGUUUAUGCUGGAGAUCUUUGAAAGCAGCUGAACAAAGUAAUCGAAAAAGUAUUGCUGGAGUUAUAGCGAUUUUAGAGAGGCUUCAGAGCUGGGUAAGCGGAGACAAGAAUUCUCAAAAUCAUUCAGAGAUUGACAUGAUGACUUUUGAGGAGUUUGACAUUGGUGCUCACAUAAAUUUAUGGUUGAAAGAUAUAUGAAGGUCCUUAGAGUUGACUUGCGGAUUAUAUAAAAUGGUAUUCAUAUUUUCAUGAUGAAUAGACAACAAAUAACAAAAAAUUGAGAAGCAGAGCUUUUAAUGAUACUUGUUUACUACAUAAGUAAGUUAUAUCUAGCAAGAAACCUUUAUAUGGAACGUCAAUUUUGUUAUUAGCUUAUUGUAUUGGUUCAUUGUACCACAGUACCACAUAAGCGCGACACUAUCUAAAUAUGAGAACUCUUGCCUAAUUCGUUCAAAAUCUUGGCAGCCUAGUUAGUAUAUACAUG